UAAUGGCGUGGACGCGGAACAGAGGAAAGCACAUCUGAAACCAAUUCCGAAAAUAACCACUAGUCAUUGCUGGACAUAUAUUUCCUAGUGUUGUGUUCAUUUCAUAUUUCAUUAUGACUGCCCGAAGCGCAAAGACAAAGAGGUGGCUCGCUUCUGCGUUCCUGUUUUUCAGUUGCCUGGUUUCGACUGUAAGUAGUUCUGAACAUAAUAACUCUGGGUAUUACCCAUUAAUCAAAUGCCGGGAAGGACUUCUUUUACCGGUGUGGCUACCGCAAGAAAACCUCAGCAGUGGAGACAUUGUUGCGCGAGGCAUAGUGUACUUUGUUGCCCUUGCAUAUCUGUUUGUUGGUGUUUCGAUUGUUGCAGAUAGAUUUAUGGCAUCCAUUGAAGUCAUAACAUCGAAAGAAAAAGAAGUGGUGAUCAAAAAACCGAAUGGAGAAACUCAGAACAUAAGCGUCCGGAUAUGGAAUGAAACAGUUUCCAAUUUGACCCUAAUGGCAUUAGGGUCAUCAGCACCUGAAAUUCUUUUAUCGAUAAUUGAAGUUUACGCGCAAGAUUUUGAAGCAGGUGAACUAGGACCAGGAACUAUUGUGGGUAGUGCGGCGUUCAAUAUGUUCGUUAUAAUAGGAAUUUGUGUUUGGGCUGUGCCGACCCAAGAAAAUCGGCGCAUAAAACAUCUCAGGGUAUUCUUUGUUACCAUGACAUGGAGUGUAUUUGCGUACAUUUGGUUGUACUUAAUCUUGACCCUCUUUUCUCCCGGUGUGAUCGAUGUGUGGGAAGGCCUAGUCACUUUUAUGUUCUUCCCUGCUACUGUUCUAACCGCUUACAUAGCCGAUCGUCAAUUUCUUAUCUACAAAUACAUGACCAAGAAGUAUAGAAUGAAUAAAAGAAAUGUAAUCGUUGGGGGGGAGGGUGACCAGGAUAUGGAGAUGGGCAUGACAAAAAUCAAUCAUGUCCCAGAUGGAAACGUGAGGAAUUAUGAAGAAGAACAGAGCGAUGAUAUUCGCGAAUUCGAAGAACAUCGAAUGCAAUACAUUCAAAUUCUUCGCGAACUGCGACGCAAGCAUCCAGAUGCUACUAUGGAAGACAUUGAAAUGAUGGCAAGGGAAGAGAUUUUGGACAGAGGUCCGAAAAGCCGAGCUUACUAUAGAAUUCAAGCGACCCGAAAACUGAUGGGAGGAACGAAUCUGAUGAAAAGGAAGCUCGAAAAGAUUGAGAAAAAAGAUGACGAAGAUGCAAAAGACGAAAAGCGACAUAUCGUAUCAAUCUGUUUUGAUCCAGGUCAUUAUACGGUUAUGGAAAAUGUUGGUGAGUUUGCUGUCACCGUUUCACGUGACGGGAAUCUGAACGAAGCGGUAGCUGUGGAUUAUCACACUGAAGAUGGUACUGCAAAUGCUGGAUCCGAUUAUGAAGAAGCUCAAGGCACUCUUAUAUUUGGUCCCGGUGAAACACAAAAGCAGUUCUUUAUAACUGUCAUCGAUGACGAUGUAUUUGAAGAAGAUGAACACUUUUAUGUGAGGCUUUCAAAUGCUCGAUAUACCAUCGAAAAAAUGGAGCCACGGAUUCCUGUGGAACUGUCCACGCCUUUCUUGGCAACUGUCAUGAUUUUGGACGAUGACCACGCUGGCAUUUUCCUCUUUCCUGAAGCAGAAGUAGAAGUGACAGAAUCAGUGGGUGAGUACCCUUUGAAGGUCAACCGAUUCAGUGGGGCCCGAGGAAGAGUCAUUCUUCCUUUCCGUACUGUUGAAGGAACAGCAAGGCCUGGAGUCGAAUAUGAGCACUUGGAAGGAGAACUCAUCUUUGAGAACAACGAAACAACGAAGGAUAUUCCUUUGCAUAUCAUGGACACUGAAAGUUAUGAAGCCGAUGCCAUCUUCUUCAUCGAGCUCGGAGAUCCUAAACUAGAAGAAGACUAUUUAAGGGAGAAAAGUGGCCAAGAUCUGAAUGAAAAUCAAGAUGAACUCUCCGAAGAUGAAAAAAUAGCCUUGCUAGGUAAGCCUCGGCUUGGCGAGCAUUACAGAGUCCAAGUGAGGAUCAAGGAAAGUCGGGAAUUUAAGAACACUGUAGACAAGCUCUUCCAAAAGGCCAAUGUUUCUUUAUCCAUUGGGACGUCGUCAUGGAAAGAACAGUUUAUCGAAGCUAUAACAGUCAGCGCAGGUGACGAUGACGAUGAUGAUGAAGAAGGUGAAGAAAUGGAAGAAAAAGAACCCAAACUACCGACCUGUUCAGAUUAUGUGAUGCAUUUCCUUACACUGUUCUGGAAACUGCUCUUCGCUCUCAUUCCACCAGCUGAUAUGAUGGACGGAUGGUUGUGUUUCAUUGUUUCGAUAUUAGGCAUUGGAAUGUUAACGGCCGUCAUCGGGGAUUUGGCUUCUCAUUUUGGCUGUACAGUUGGUCUGCGCGACACUGUGACUGCUGUUGCUUUAGUAGCGUUAGGAACAAGUAUUCCAGACACAUUUGCAAGCAAAGUGGCGGCCAUUCAAGACAAGUACGCAGAUUCAUCGAUUGGCAACGUGACGGGCAGCAACGCCGUGAACGUGUUUCUGGGAAUUGGUGUCGCGUGGUCCAUCACGGCCAUCGUCCACUACGCCAGAGGAAGCAGUGUUCGAGUGGAGCCAGGAAGUCUCGCCUUUUCCGUCACCAUGUUCUGUGCUUUCGCUUUCGUGUCGGCCGCUGUCCUCAAUGUUGAGACGCAGCAAGAAAGUGGAGGCGAGUUGGGAGGCCCCAUGAAAUAUAAGCUACCGACCACCAUCCUCUUCGUUUCGCUUUGGCUCAUAUACGUCCUCAUGUCCAGCAUGGAAGCUUACGGGUAUAUCGAGGGCUUCUAAAAGAUUCGACUCCAACUCGGGAAGCCUAGCGAGUGGCAUAUCGGGAUGAUAUUCACUUCCUUUUUUAAGAGAA
Molecule: messenger RNA, 2901 nt
Organism: Uloborus diversus
Lineage: Eukaryota; Metazoa; Arthropoda; Arachnida; Araneae; Uloboridae
Product: sodium/calcium exchanger 3-like
Biological process (GO): sodium ion transmembrane transport; calcium ion import across plasma membrane; cell communication
Cellular component (GO): sarcolemma; postsynapse; axon
Molecular function (GO): calcium:sodium antiporter activity
Source: RefSeq, a predicted model, not a curated record